AAAAAAAUUAUUUAUUUUUGUUGUGUGGGUGGUUCUUCUUUGAUUUUUGGUAGAACCCAGUUUCUGGUUUUCUGAUUUCGAGGAUAAAAUGACAGAUUUUGUGGUAAAAGUUGAAGAUGCCAGGACUGCUGCCGAUGGAAAGCCCUCUGCAGGACCUGUGUAUAGGUGCAUUUAUGCUAAAGAUGCUCUCAUGGACUUGCCUGCUAGGCUGGAGUCUCCAUGGGACUUCUUCAGUGACUCUGUCAAGAAAAAUCCAAAAAACAACAUGCUUGGUCGCCAUCAGAUCAUUGAUAAGAAGGCAGGUUCUUAUGUGUGGAUGACAUAUGAAGAAUCCUACAAUGCAACCAAAAGAAUCGGAUCUGCUAUUCGAAAAUGCGGUGUCAAUCCUGGUGAUAAGUGUGGCAUUUAUGGCUCUAAUUCUCCAGAAUGGAUCAUGGCAAUGGAGGCUUGCAAUAGCCAAGCAAUCACUUACGUACCUCUUUAUGAUACUCUUGGUGCAAAUGCAGUGGAGUUCAUCAUUAACCAUGCUGAAUUGUCAAUAGCUUUCAUCCAAGAGAGCAAGAUAUCAGCUAUACUAACUUGCUUGCCAAGAUGUACCUCACAUCUGAAAACCAUUGUCAGCUUUGGAAAUAUUUCUAGUGAGAUAAAAAAGGAAAUUGAGCAACUCGGUGUAUCUUGCUUUUCCUGGGAAGAAUUCAGUCAAAUGGGAAAUUUGGACGACGAACUACCACAAAAAAAGAAGACAGAUGUGUGCACCAUAAUGUAUACCAGUGGGACAACAGGAGAACCAAAAGGUGUCAUUCUAAGUAACGAGGCGUUCAUGUCUGAAGUUUUAUCUGUGGAUCAACUGCUUUUGUUAACAGACAAAGCGGGUUCGCCAGAAGAUGUUUACUUUUCGUUCCUUCCGUUGGCUCAUAUAUUUGAUCAGGUCAUUGAGACAUAUUGCAUACUCAGUGGUGCUUCAAUAGGAUUCUGGCAAGGCGAUAUAAGGUUCUUAAUUGAGGAUCUUAUUGUAUUAAAACCAACUAUUUUUUGCGGGGUUCCAAGAGUUUAUGACAGGAUAUACACAGCCACAAUGGAUAAAAUACUGGCUGGUGGCAUGAUGAAGAACCUUCUCUUUCACUAUGCGUAUAACUACAAGUUGAAGAAUCUGGAAAAAGGGCUAAGGCAAGAAGAAGCAGCUCCUUUGUUUGACAAGCUGGUGUUUGACAAGAUCAAACAAGCUUUUGGGGGGCGGGUACGGCUUAUGCUAUCUGGAGCCGCCCCGUUGCCCAAACACGUGGAAGAGUUCUUGAGGGUGACAUGUUGCUGUGUCUUGUCUCAAGGAUAUGGGCUCACUGAGAGCUGUGGAGGAUGUUUGACGUCCAUAGCCAAUGUGUACCCUAUGACAGGGACAGUCGGUGUCCCAAUGACCACAAUUGAGGCAAGACUUGAAUCAGUGCCUGAGAUGGGAUACGAUGCGCUAGCCACCAUUCCCCGUGGAGAAAUAUGUUUGCGCGGAAAGACAUUGUUCUCAGGAUACCAUAAGCGCGAAGAUCUCACAAAAGAUGUUCUUGUGGAUGGAUGGUUCCAUACAGGUGAUAUCGGGGAAUGGCAGCCGAGUGGUGCAAUGAAAAUCAUUGACAGGAAAAAGAACAUAUUCAAGCUGUCUCAAGGGGAAUAUGUUGCCGUGGAGAGCCUGGAAAGCACUUAUUUAAGAUGCCCUCAUGUGGCUGCAAUUUGGGUGUACGGCAACAGUUUUGAAUCUUUCUUGGUGGCAGUCGCGAUUCCAGAGAGAAAGGCACUUGAAGAAUGGGCUGUGAGUAACCAAGAAACUGGAGACUUUGUAGAAUUGUGUCAGAACCACAAGGCACGAAAGUUCGUUCUGGACGAGCUGAACAAAACUGCUAAACAACACCAACUACGCGGCUUUGAUAUGUUAAGGGCGGUUCACUUGGAGGCGAUCCCAUUUGACAUUGAGAGGGAUCUCGUCACCCCCACCUUCAAGCUUAAAAGGCCACAACUACUUAACUAUUACAAGGAUUGCAUUGAUCAACUCUAUAAAGAAGCAAAGGCAAUGGCAUAAUAGAAACUUUGAAGUUUCAAGACUGCCUUUCAUAUGUCUCUAUGAGAACUUCUGUGCUGUUAUUAAUUACGGAGUUAAUUAAUUGCUCCUGAGACCUUUAAUUUGGUGGCAAAAGAAUGAUUAAUAGUAUAAAAUUUGCGACGUUAAUUAUAAAAUUUUGCAGAGCAAUAAUUAUAUUUUGAGCCCCGUGCGAAAAGAAAAGGCAUGGCUGUGUGGAGAAUCGUGUUCCCUGCGAAAAGAUAAGGCAUGGCUGCUAUUCCCAAAUAUGCUGGUGUAGAGUAAAUAAAAAUUGCCGUCUUGGCCGAGCAAAUCGUGGUAAGCUAUUCACAAUUAGGUCUCCUCUCUCAAUUUCGUCGGCGUCUUGGCCGAGCAAAUCGCCGGCGUCUUGGCCGAGCAAAUCGCGGUAAGCUACUCACAAUUAGGUCUCAUCUCUCAAUUUCGUCGGCGUCUUGGCCGAUCAAAUCGCCGGCGUCUUGACCGAGCAAAUCGCGGUAAGCUACUCACAAUUAGGUCUCCCCUCUCAAUUUCGUCGGUGUCUUGGCCGAGCAAAUCGCCGGUGUCUUGGCUGAGGAAAUCGCCGGCGUCUUGGCCGAGCAGGUCGUCUCCUCUCUCAAUUCCGAAUGAAGAUCUCGCAACAAUUUAUUAGGUUUGCUUUUAGCGAUUCUCUCCCGCGAUUCUCGCAUCUCACACCGGGAUUGAAUCAAAGAGGGUCAAGAGGCGAAGGUGGAUUCUAACGAUUUCUUAUCAUCAGCUUCUUGGCCAAAUAUACGGACGAACUUUCAGACACAGCAAAUGAGGCUAGGUUUUUAGUCGAUGGAUUACAACCGCCAUAGAUAACAAAGCUUGGAAUGGAGACAAAAGAGGAGAGGCAGAAGAACCGUCCUUGCACGGCUGCUCUCAUCACUCCCCUAAACUCAGGUUAGCCAUCCAUUCUUUUCUUAUACGCCUUCUUCCAAAAUUAAAUUUCUAGGGAUUAGUUUCUUCAUUUCUUUGUGUUUGAUAUUUUUUCGACAAUUUUUGCAGAUUUUUUAGAAGCAAGGAUUUUCAUCUAUUGUAACCAUUUCUUUAUUUUGUUGGAAAGAGAUUUAGUAUUCAUGUGACUAAUUAGUACUAUGGUCUUGCAAUUCAAUAUGUAAUCUCAUUGUACCCGACUACCAGUAAAUGCAUGUUGAUCUUUCUCGCAAUCAGUUUACAUCUCUUUUAUAAAUUUUGAGUUUUGUUUUUUUGGCGGUGCUGCAGGCUAAGUAACUUUGUUGCUGCGUUGCCUUCGGCGGUCGUGGCUGAAAUUCAAAGCAAGAAGACUACAAAUAUUUUCAAGAUUGGUUUUUUUCACUUUAAUAUUUGCCGCAGUUGUAGUUUUUCAAGUAUGAUUUUAUCUAGCUAAACAUGAAUUAUAUUUUGAUCUUAAUUAAAAUUGAAUCUUAAAUACAAUCUGAAUACUUAAAAAUAUUUGUAAUCUUCAAAAAAAUAGUCAAAUGAUGGAAAAAACGAAAAUAAUAUUUAUGAGCCCAACAUGCAGAUUAAAAAUGGUUCAGUGAUGGAAUAAUAUUUGUACUUAAAU
Cuscuta campestris is the source of this 3626-nucleotide messenger RNA. NCBI's taxonomy places the organism in Eukaryota, Viridiplantae, Streptophyta, Magnoliopsida, Solanales, Convolvulaceae. The record is from the annotation of a GenBank genome assembly.